AUGGCUGUGUUUAGUGAGGAGCUGGCAGAGGAGGAUGAGGAGCUGACUGAGGACCCCCCGGGCAACACGGCUGGCGUGUCGGGAGCCGGGCGGGGGCCACAGACCAGCCGACAGACCCACGUGGCGGCCGCCCCGCCCCGCGGUCAAUGGGCGCAGGGGCGCGAGUGGCGUAGAGGGUGGGGCCACCACCGCGCCCAGACCCCGCACGACCCGCAGGCCCGCUGCCGCCGCCCUCUGAUGGCCCCUCUGUGGCACGGCGUGAAUGGCGCUGGGCUCAGGACGCGCGGCGGGGGCGGUGCGAGGUCAGAUCCGCCGCCCUUCAGCGUCGAGUCGCUGCGGGAGGCGGAACGUGGGCCAGGACCUGGGUCCGCCGAGCUGGAUGAGGAGAGGCUGCAGGGUGCCGCGGGGUCCAGGGCCUGGUUCUCGCCCGCCGCCCAGUUGCACGAUCUCGGGCGGUUUGGGAAGGGAACCCAGUAUCCACAGCAACCCACGCGGUCUCCCAGGCGUCUGCCUGGCGCCAGCAGCCCCCCACCGUACACCCUCCGGAAACACAAGAACAACCGCAAGCUGUGGACACCCUUCAGCACCACGCAGCUGCUGGCUCUGGAGUGCAAGUUCCGCCAGCAGCAGUACCUGUCCAUCGCGGAGCGAGCCGAGUGCUCCAGCAGCCUGUGCCUCACCGAGACGCAGGUCAAAAUCUGGUUUCAGAACCGCCGGGCCAAAGCCAAGCGGCUGGAGAAGUUGAAGCUGGCCUCCAAGCCGCUUCUGGCCUCGUUCGCCCUGCGCUUUGCCCUGGGCAUCCAUCUGCAGGGCUCACCCGCCACUUAG
This is a messenger RNA of Elephantulus edwardii (Cape elephant shrew), 828 nucleotides long. Its product is annotated as homeobox protein MSX-3-like. The record is from RefSeq and is a predicted model, not a curated record. Gene Ontology annotation, molecular function: RNA polymerase II transcription regulatory region sequence-specific DNA binding; DNA-binding transcription factor activity, RNA polymerase II-specific. Gene Ontology annotation, cellular component: nucleus. Gene Ontology annotation, biological process: regulation of transcription by RNA polymerase II; embryonic morphogenesis. The transcript has 5 exons. NCBI's taxonomy places the organism in Eukaryota, Metazoa, Chordata, Mammalia, Macroscelidea, Macroscelididae. Bases 1 to 828 code for a protein of 275 amino acids.